Drosophila gunungcola (fruit fly) is the source of this 1339-nucleotide messenger RNA. RefSeq names its product protein drumstick (gene drm). The record is from RefSeq and is a predicted model, not a curated record. Gene Ontology annotation, molecular function: DNA-binding transcription factor activity, RNA polymerase II-specific; RNA polymerase II transcription regulatory region sequence-specific DNA binding. Gene Ontology annotation, biological process: regulation of transcription by RNA polymerase II; embryonic hindgut morphogenesis; embryo development. The transcript is spliced from 3 exons. Bases 857 to 1102 code for a protein of 81 amino acids. Lineage: Eukaryota; Metazoa; Arthropoda; Insecta; Diptera; Drosophilidae. Gene Ontology annotation, cellular component: nucleus.
AGCAUUCAUUCAUUCAACUUUGUGCCGCUCGAGCGUGCGUAUAUAGUUCCCUCUCAUCAGUAUCAGUAUCAGUAAAAGUAACAGUAACAGUAUCAGUUCCUUCGCGAGUACCUUCAAAAAAGAUACAAAUCGAUCCACGGUCGCAGUCACAAACAUUCGAUCGAAAGAAAAUCAUCUGAAAAGAAAACGGUCUACUACUCGAUUUCGAACUCGAAGAACGCGUAAUUCCAGUGUUUUCCCAUUGGUUAAGGUGUUUGCCUUAAAGUGAGCCAUAAACUAAAAACCGAAACCUAAAAGUCGGCGGAGAGGAAAAAACUAAAUAACGCCCACCGCAAAAAAACACCACCUACUGGUUACCCGUGGAAAAAGCUAAAAAAAAAAAAGGGGAGUAAAGGUGAAAUCACAGAGCGGCGAAACGAGCCAAAAAAAAAAGAAAGAAAAAGAAAAAUAGAAAAGAUAGAUAAAGCCGGAAGCGACGUUGCCGCUUUUCACCGACGACCAAUCCAAGCCGAAAAGCAGCAGCAAUUAACCGACGGGUGUUAUCUGGCAGAUAGCGAUUAGAGGAACUCAACCUGGUGGAAAUAAACCCCCAUUGAGUGAAAACGCACACCCCCCCACCCCCCUCCACCAAUUUGAGCCGACCAAAAAGAGCGCCAUAGAGAGGGCAGCGAAGAGCGGGAGUGUAGCCCACGGAAAUCACCAUUUGUCGAGAGCGGGAGUACUGAGUUUGGAGAGCGCCGAGAAUCGUACCUCGUACUGCCACUGCCACUAAAAAAAAAGCACUCAACACUCAACAAUCAACACCGAACACAAAACACUCAACUGCCAAGCAGAAGUACACAUAUCGCCUGUCAAAAUGUUUGCUGUAAUGCGAAUCGACAACGAUGACUGCCGGUCCGAUUUCCGCCGCAAGAUGCGUCCGAAGUGCGAGUUCAUUUGCAAGUACUGCCAGCGGCGAUUCACCAAGCCGUACAACCUGAUGAUCCACGAGCGCACCCACAAGUCCCCCGAGAUCACCUACUCGUGCGAGGUGUGCGGCAAGUACUUCAAGCAGCGCGACAACCUGCGCCAGCACAGAUGUAGUCAGUGUGUUUGGCGAUAAGCUAAAAUACCAUAUAAACAUAUAUAUAAAUAUAUAUAAAAACCACACACAGAGCAAUAUAUAAAGUAAAACCGAUAUCUAAGCACCGCAGCACCAACAACAGCACGCAAUAUCACAGCUAUAUCUUACACACACAUAAAAUGAAUGAAUGGGAUCUGAUGAGGCAACUGCAACAACACACCCCGCCUACUUCUUCAUGCACCACUCUUUAAAUAUAUACAUAUAUAUAUAUAUAUA